Molecule: messenger RNA, 672 nt
Organism: Musca vetustissima
Lineage: Eukaryota; Metazoa; Arthropoda; Insecta; Diptera; Muscidae
Exons: 2
Coding region: 1-672 (223 amino acids)
Source: RefSeq, a predicted model, not a curated record
AUGUCUGGCGAUCAAUGUAUUCAGGUUAAGUGUCCUGAGGGCUCAGUAUGGACUGGCAACAAGUGUUCCCUGCCGGAACCCAUUAGGCACACUAUUAACAUAAACAACACGAUUACAACCAAAUCUGACCACUCACAACCGAAUAUAAAUCUCAGUCAUGUCAACAACUUCAAUAUUAAUGCUCCGGUGACAAUCAAUGAAACUAUGUUAAGUGAGUCUGUGGAUUACAGAGAUGAGACAAUUGCUGAUACGACUACAACAGCGUCACCUCCACGCUGUUGCACUGUUGUGACUCCACGAACAUGUGAACAUCGCAAUGACCGUUGGUACUGCUAUCAUACCGGUAAAAGCCAAAGAUGUGGAGACUUUUGCACCGCGAGCAUAAUCUAUUUGAAACCUCCCCGAGUGUAUUCCAGACCGAAUGUUGCAGUUAUACCACCCCUACAACCGAGCUGCGGCAGUCCCCUUGGCCUAUGUGGUCCCACAACAGGUGGAUUCGAUUGCUCACGGUGUGGACUUGGGAUUGGACAAGGAUGUUCCAGUUAUUGUUACCGUUACAAUUGCCCCACAAAUAGAUGUGGUUUUUACGAUCAACAGACAUAUUGCCUAAAUUAUCCUGGUUCAUUUGGUUGCAUGCCAGCCGACGGUUGCCUUGAUGAUUGGUGCUCCUAA